AUGGCGGAAGGCGCGGGAGGCAUUGACCGCAAAGCGGAUGAGAGGAUGGAGUUUUCCACCUCAAAGGAGGUUACUGUCCAUCCUACCUUUGAGUCCAUGUCCUUGAAAGAGAAUCUCCUCCGAGGUAUCUACGCCUAUGGCUACGAAUCCCCUUCUGCAGUUCAAUCCCGAGCCAUCGUACAGGUCUGCAAGGGACGCGACACCAUCGCCCAAGCUCAAUCAGGGACUGGUAAAACCGCAACCUUCUCCAUCAGUAUGCUUCAGGUCAUCGACACGGCUGUGCGCGAGACCCAGGCCUUGGUCCUUUCACCCACGCGUGAAUUGGCUACCCAGAUUCAGUCGGUCGUCAUGGCCCUCGGCGAUUACAUGAACGUUCAGUGUCACGCCUGCAUUGGCGGCACCAACGUGGGCGAAGACAUUCGAAAAUUGGACUAUGGCCAACACAUUGUGUCCGGGACUCCUGGUCGCGUCGCUGACAUGAUUCGAAGGCGACACCUGCGAACAAGACAUAUUAAAAUGCUGGUGCUGGAUGAGGCCGACGAGUUGCUUAACAAGGGCUUCCGGGAACAGAUUUACGACGUCUACCGAUACCUACCUCCCGCCACGCAGGUCGUGGUAGUCAGCGCCACGCUUCCAUACGAUGUGCUGGACAUGACGACAAAGUUCAUGACUGAUCCGGUUAGGAUACUCGUCAAACGUGAUGAGCUUACGCUCGAAGGCUUGAAACAGUACUUUAUCGCCGUGGAAAAGGAAGAUUGGAAGUUCGAUACCCUGUGUGACUUGUACGACACCCUGACAAUCACGCAAGCCGUCAUUUUCUGCAACACGCGCCGCAAGGUCGACUGGCUCACGGACAAGAUGCGCGAGGCCAACUUUACCGUCAGCAGUAUGCACGGCGAAAUGCCUCAGAAGGAACGCGACAGCAUCAUGCAGGAUUUCCGGCAAGGGAAUAGCCGAGUCCUGAUCUCGACCGACGUCUGGGCCCGUGGUAUUGACGUGCAGCAAGUCAGUCUGGUCAUCAAUUACGACCUGCCAAGCAACCGUGAGAACUAUAUCCACCGCAUAGGCCGAAGUGGCCGUUUCGGCCGAAAGGGUGUUGCUAUCAACUUUGUCACCACUGAGGAUGUGCGCAUCCUGCGAGACAUUGAGCUAUACUAUUCGACGCAGAUUGACGAGAUGCCAAUGAAUGUGGCCGACCUCAUCGCAUAG
Molecule: messenger RNA, 1209 nt
Organism: Ustilaginoidea virens
Lineage: Eukaryota; Fungi; Ascomycota; Sordariomycetes; Hypocreales; Clavicipitaceae
Exons: 3
Coding region: 1-1209 (402 amino acids)
Cellular component (GO): nucleolus; catalytic step 2 spliceosome
Molecular function (GO): mRNA binding; ATP binding; RNA helicase activity
Source: RefSeq, a predicted model, not a curated record